Messenger RNA from Echinostoma caproni, 495 nucleotides. The record is from the annotation of a GenBank genome assembly. Lineage: Eukaryota; Metazoa; Platyhelminthes; Trematoda; Plagiorchiida; Echinostomatidae.
GAAUACAAAGCAGAAUUGCAUUUCAAAUGUACCCGAAUUGCCGAGGCUCUGGCCAAGUCGCACAAUUGCACAAUUAAUCCGGAUGUGAUAUGCUUAUUGACUGAGUUAGUGUUUCGCUAUCACCAAGUACUAGCCACAGAUUUGGAAUGCUUCGCCAAACACGCGAAACGAACGACCAUCACCGUUGAUGAUGUGCUGUGCUUUGCGCGUCGGAAUCCGCAGUUGGUUCAGGCACUCAAUACACAUCGUCAAAAUCAGCAGCAGCAGCAACCACAACCGAAUGCUCAAUCAUCUCAUGCAGCCACGAAGAAAUCUGCCAUCAACUCAAAAUCUGCUGGUCUUCCGUCAGUCAUGAUAAAGCCCAAAACGAGCGAUGAUAAUGUGCCAAUGGAAACACCACGAACAGACGAGGAUUUGCUGAUCAAAUGUACAUCCACUCCACCAGACGCUGUGCAGGCUGAGAGCCUGACCGAUUGGUUUGUUGAUCUGGAGUGA